GCUUCGGGUUCUUCUCUUGCUUGUGCUUCUCUGCCUGCUCUCCACUCGCACAGUGUCUACGGCAGACCUGUGGGAUCCUGAAAUGGAGGCGUAUACCGAGCUCGUUUACGGAGAUCUCAGCUGCCGAACUGCCGAGGGUAGUCAGCCGGUUCCAGAGCUUCGAUCUGAGUGCUCCGGCGCCGGAAACGAUGCCGGGACGCGCGAGAAGAGGACUGGGGUUGUGGAGAAGCCGGGUCCUGGGCCGUCAAAUCUUGCUGGAUUGAACGGGGCGAGGUAUAAGUCGAUGUCUCCGGCUCGGCUUCCGAUCGUGCGUUCCCCUUGCCUUACAAUUCCUCCCGGAUUUAGUCCCUCCUCACUGCUUGAAUCCCCUGUUCUCAUCACUAACAGGAUGGCUGAGCCUUCUCCAACUACAGGAACCCUCAAUAUGGCCUCUAUAUUGGGUAAAAAUGCUCAUUUAGGCACAUCAAUGCCCCCAAUAGAUAUUUCAAACCUCAGUUCAAGUGAUGAAGGGAUUUCCAGAGCUUUUGAGUUUAAACCCCAUGUCAAAGCAUCUUAUAAUAUCAGCUUAUCUUCAUUGAGACCUUUGAUUUCAAGUCAAUCUCUAGGUCAGUCUGGAUUUCCCUCAAAAAAUGAGUCAGCUCAACUAGUUGGUGCUUCAACUUCUGCUAUUGAAGUGUCCACAUCAGCAGCUUGUCCACCAGUUAAAACAGAUUUUACUGAGACACAACGAGCAAAAUGGUCAGAUCAAGGUGCAUGUAUAUUACAGUCUGAUAUGAAUGAACCUAUAAUUGAAAAAUCUGCAGAAGAUGGUUAUAACUGGCGAAAGUAUGGUCAGAAACAUGUUAAAGGCAGUGAAUAUCCUCGGAGCUACUACAAAUGCACACAUCCUAAUUGCCACAUGAAGAAGCAGAUAGAACGUUCUCAUGAUGGGAAAAUUACUGAAAUAAUACAUAGAGGUCAACAUGAUCAUCCUAAACCUCAGACUAACCGUCGUUCAGCAAUUGGUUCAUUGUCCAACCAAGAAGAAGAAAAUUCGCCUAUUUUUUAUUCUUUAGUGGCUGAUGAAGAUAAGUCAGAAAAUGUGCUUUGCCAGAUAUCUCAACAGGUGGAUCCUAAUGGUGCUAGUGAGAUGUAUCCAGCAUCAAUCAGUGAGCAUGAUGUCAAAAUUGGUGGUGGGCAAUCUAAUAAUUGUGAUGAGGUAGUUGGAGAUGGUGAUCCUGAGUCUAAGCGCAGGAAAAUGGAAAUUGCUAAUGUUGAUUCUGCUUCGAUUGGCAAACUGAACCGUGAGCCACGUGUCGUAGUACAAACCGUUAGUGAAGUUGAUAUCUUAGAUGAUGGAUAUCGUUGGCGGAAAUAUGGUCAGAAAGUAGUUAAGGGAAAUCCUAAUCCAAGGAGUUACUACAAGUGCACAAAUGUAGGUUGCCCUGUCAGGAAACAUGUCGAGAGGGCAUCACAUGAUCCAAAAGCUGUAAUUACAACAUAUGAAGGAAAACACAAUCAUGAUGUACCUGCUGCAAGGCCAAGUAGCCAGGAUGCAUCCAUGCCAUCAGAUACAAAUGAUGACAGUUCUACGAGUACUCCGCCUAGGAACUGCAGUACCAGAACCCCUGUGAUCAGCCUUGAUCUCGGUGUUGGGAUCAUUCCAUGUUUAGGUAACAUCACAAAUGGAGAACAUCAGUUUUUAGAAAUAGAACAGAAGGGUGGGGCAACUCAUGCUACCUCUUUGUUUCAUGACACUUCGCAACCUAGAAUCUAUGAGUCUGGAGAAAAUACUAACAACAGAUUUACAUUUAAGGCAAAUCCUAUAAAUCCAUCAAAUAUGUAUUACACUACUCCAGACAAUUUGGUGAUGGGUCCAUGACAAAUACAUGGAACCAUGUCAGCAAGGUUUAAAGCAAAAAACAAGAGUUACACCCUGGUGAACCAAACUCCAUUGUAAGUUGUUUCUUAUCGGCCAAUGUUAUAGCCUGCAUGUAAUACUAGUUAAUUAUCUUUCAUGGAUCAUCACACUUUCUCUUUCUUCCUGAUCUUGUAAGAAUGUUUGGAUGUAUAACUCUUUCUAAUAAAGGACUUGUAGAACUGAUAAA
Molecule: messenger RNA, 2087 nt
Organism: Zingiber officinale
Lineage: Eukaryota; Viridiplantae; Streptophyta; Magnoliopsida; Zingiberales; Zingiberaceae
Product: WRKY transcription factor SUSIBA2-like
Exons: 6
Coding region: 83-1861 (592 amino acids)
Biological process (GO): regulation of DNA-templated transcription
Molecular function (GO): sequence-specific DNA binding; DNA-binding transcription factor activity
Source: RefSeq, a predicted model, not a curated record